Monosiga brevicollis MX1 is the source of this 618-nucleotide messenger RNA. RefSeq lists its product as uncharacterized. Lineage: Eukaryota; Choanoflagellata; Craspedida; Salpingoecidae. Gene Ontology annotation, molecular function: dihydrofolate reductase activity; NADP binding. Gene Ontology annotation, cellular component: mitochondrion. The transcript is spliced from 7 exons. The record is from RefSeq and is a predicted model, not a curated record. Bases 1 to 618 code for a protein of 205 amino acids. Gene Ontology annotation, biological process: tetrahydrofolate biosynthetic process; glycine biosynthetic process; dihydrofolate metabolic process.
AUGCGUGUGGCACUCGUCGUCGCGGCCACCAAGGCUGGUGGCAUUGGUCAUCAGGGCCAGCUGCCAUGGCAUCUCAAGGCGGACAUGCAACACUUUCGGGACAUUACCACCAAGACUGAGCAGCCAGCGGCCAUCAAUGCGGUCAUCAUGGGCCGUAAGACAUUCGAGUCCAUCCCGGACAAGUUCCGCCCCCUGCAUGGUCGCUUGAACGUGGUGCUAAGCACCCAGAAGCCAGCAACGCUCAACUAUCCGCCGGGCGUGCUCGUGGCCAGUUCGCUGCAAGAAGCCUUUGAGUUUCUGGACAUCAGCCCCGAGGUGAUCGAGACUGCCUACAUCAUCGGUGGCGCCAGCGUGUACAAUGAGGCGCUGGCAAAGCCUGAGUAUUCGCACUACAUUUUCAUGACCAAAGUGCACAAGGACGUGCUCUGCGACACGGUGAUGGACAUGAAGCAUCUGGACGCUUAUGAGCAUGACCCCAACUUUCCGGUCCAGCCAUCCUUGAUCGGUGUUGAUUCGGGACUAACCACGCAUAUCAACCUUUUGACGCACGCUGAUAAACAGGAGCACAAAGAAGACGACGUCGAGUACACCAUCUCCCUUCUUCGUCGCAAACAGUAA